UGUAGGCUGAAGCUAGCAGGAGCCAUGAAAGGCAUCCAUCUGCUCCUGCUGGCCGUGCUGCUGUGCUCCCAGCAAGCCCUGAGCCUGCAGUGCUACAACUGCACUGAAGAACAGGACGUCAGCAAGUGCCAGACCACCAUCUCAUGUGACUCCACACCGAGCAUCUGCUAUAAGGGUGGCAGGACCUUGACCAAGACCAGUGGGCAGGUGGUCAAGUUACAUUCUAAGGGUUGUGGCUCUUCCUGCGAUGACGUUUCUGACAUGAUGGAGCAGCUGGUGGAGAAGAUGGUUUCAGAGGACAGGUCUAAGUUAGAACUGUGGGCUCCGGACUGCUGUGGAAAGGACCUCUGCAACAGGGUGGCCCAGGUGGGGCGCAGCCUGGGGAUCCUGGCCGGGGGGCUCCUGCUCAGCCUGGGGCCUGCCCUCCUCUGGGCCCUGCUGUGAGGACCCUUGGAACCCAGACACCAAGGAGGCUCGCAGUUCCUGGUGGCCUGCACAGCAGCUCCCACCUCAAGCUCGCUCACAUGCACACACAUGUGUGUACACUCACACACCUCACACACAUGACCAUGCACACGUGUACACACAGCACAUGCAGGCACACGUGUGCACAUACUUUCAGGCACAUGUGCUCACACACAUGCACACAUUGCUAAGACCUGUGAGUUCUCACAAACAGGCUAUGCUUGGACUCCACCUCCUGCUACACCUGGGACCCAGAGGCCCAGGGAAGGAGGUGGGCAGCAUCCACCCUCGGGUGACCCACGGCCACUCCUGCCCUCCCACCUGGCCAGCCCCAGCCUCAGGUGCCCAGUGCCCUGCUAUGCCAACAGGCCUGUCACACUUUGCAAACACCAUCAAUCAACCACAGACUCAAGAUGCAGAGACUGCCGAGCCCCGGCUGGACAGGGGCUGCUAGGAGAGCGGAGCCCACAGCCCCUCCAGCGGGUCCUCUGCAGAGCGCCCACGGCAGUCAGUAGACAAUAAAUGCUCUUCAGCCCCCUCCUGUUCUUCACAUGCCAUUCAGCCCCACGGUGGGGAGGUCGGGGGGAGUGUGUGUGGGGGUCUCUGCCACCUGCUGCAGCCCGGUGCUCCCUCGGCCACGAGCUCUGAUGGCCAGGGGGCUAGGGGCAGGGGCAGACCCUGGAGGGGCCAGCAUCGCACACCAGG
This is a messenger RNA of Equus quagga, 1170 nucleotides long. Its product is annotated as lymphocyte antigen 6H-like. Gene Ontology annotation, cellular component: plasma membrane. The record is from RefSeq and is a predicted model, not a curated record. Gene Ontology annotation, molecular function: acetylcholine receptor inhibitor activity; acetylcholine receptor binding. Bases 25 to 444 code for a protein of 139 amino acids. The transcript has 4 exons. Gene Ontology annotation, biological process: acetylcholine receptor signaling pathway. NCBI's taxonomy places the organism in Eukaryota, Metazoa, Chordata, Mammalia, Perissodactyla, Equidae.